GUCUGAUAAUAGCGACUUAUUUGCCAUAACAGCAUUUGUGUGAGAACAGUAUAAGCUAGGAUCUCCGCCUCUUGUUUUUCAUUGGCUGGCGGCACUCUUUGUCUAAUUACAUUUGGUCUAUUUUCUCCGGCACCGGCUCGUCAACCAGCUGAAUCAUUUUGUACGUMUAGUGAAAACAGGUUCAUUUGAGACUGACUUCCAACACGAACAGAUCGCGUCUCUCUWCAUCUCUGUUCGUGAAAUACUCGAUAUUUACAUCAAAAUGGCAACAGCCGCUCUAGUGAAGCCCGAGAUCUUUCAAUUUCCACACGGGUUCUCGAAGUCUUCGCCAUUAGCUCUUCUAGCAGCAACUUGUAGUAAAAUUGGACAACCAAACAGCGCUGUUAUGGACUUAGCAGACUAUCAUAGUAAACUUUACAACUCCAUGCUCCAGGACCAACACGCAAUGAGCUUACAGAAUCAACUAGCUACCUUCCAGGAAAGAAGUCCGCUYCCUUUGACUCCCCCAGCYGAACCACACUUUGCUCCUUCGUACACUGAAUUCUGUUAUAACGCAGUGCAAAAGCCUCAUCUACAAGGAAUACCGUUUCAUCACGGCCCGCCGUCACACGCAGGCAGCUCGAUUUGUAUGUCAGCCCACGGUCAUGGUUGUCCAGUAUCAGUGGCAAGGCCAACGUACUCACAGUGCACUGCGUCUUUCAAACCUGAACGAGCCGAGYCUCCUCAACACUGGUGGAGUGUCGAACCAAACAAAGUUCCUCGUUCACCGAUUGCACCAGGAAUGCCWGGGUCUCCAACGGGACACAGCUUUGCGUUUCACAGUCUGCAAGGCCCUGGUAGUACAGGCUCGUAUCACAGUGCCUUUACAUCAACUUUUGCGGCAGGAUCGCAAGUCGCGGGAACACGGAGAUGUAGACGUUGCCGUUGUCCAAACUGCCAACUUGCUGCGACCACGGGAAAUACAACCAAGCGAAAACAACAUAUCUGUCAUAUACCAGGAUGUGGUAAAGUUUAUGGAAAAACUUCGCAUUUAAAGGCUCAUUUGAGAUGGCAUACUGGAGAGAGACCGUUUGUAUGUAAUUGGUUGUUCUGCGGAAAAAGUUUUACCCGAUCUGACGAACUUCAGAGACAUCUACGAACCCACACAGGAGAAAAACGAUUUCAGUGCGACGAGUGUGGAAAACGAUUCAUGAGAAGUGACCACCUCAGAAAACAUCAAAAAACACACCAGAAUAUGGUCAAGAAAACGGACAAACCUYAAAGCAGUGUAGAACAUUAUUCUAAACCAUUGACUGUGAAUGUAUCGGAAGCGAAUAAAGUUAAUCAGCUAAACAGUGUGAUGGCUUUAACACCAAAGGAAGAAGAAAAUGACAAAAUGGGAACGCAAGUGGAUUGUUUUAUCAACGUAGAACACUAGGACAGAACUAUCUUCUCAAGUGAAAUUUCACUGGGAUAAAUAUCAAUGCAAUACCAAACGAAAUUCAUUGUAAAUAUACACAGCGUGUGAAUAGACUACUGGGAUCUAUGUAGAGUAAUAUAUGUAUAAAAUACAAAAAAGGUUUACGAAUUAAUUUAGAAAUUUAGUGUGCUGUGCAUACUGCGAGUAUAGGUACAACUUUAUAUUUCAAAAAUUCUUUAAUUCAACUAUACACUCCCAGUGUAAAGAAUCAUGAAUAAUGUUUUUUCAGAAUAAACAUUUGUUUCUUAGUAA
Molecule: messenger RNA, 1711 nt
Organism: Exaiptasia diaphana
Lineage: Eukaryota; Metazoa; Cnidaria; Anthozoa; Actiniaria; Aiptasiidae
Product: transcription factor Sp5
Exons: 2
Coding region: 263-1417 (384 amino acids)
Biological process (GO): regulation of transcription by RNA polymerase II
Molecular function (GO): DNA-binding transcription factor activity, RNA polymerase II-specific; RNA polymerase II cis-regulatory region sequence-specific DNA binding
Source: RefSeq, a predicted model, not a curated record